UACUGAUCCCGUGAUCCCGUGUACUCCACCCACAUCGGAAAUCAGCAAACUAGAUAUUACUGUGGAAGUGUUUUAUAAUUACAUUGCUUCCUGUAGUUUAGAUUGCGAUUUAUCACUUCCUGUAGUUUAGAUUGCGAUUUAUCUUCGUGAAGCGACGUUCGAAGAAUUCGGCAGGACUCUCAAAACUUGUUUGGCAUCGAGAGAGACGGUUGUGGAACAUAAUCGAGGAAUAACUCAAAUCAGUUGCAAGUGGUCAUUUUUAUCUUACUUGUUUUCAUAUUUCUAAUUGGUUAAAAUGUCUACCACAUCGCAGAAGCACAGAAACUUUGUGGCGGAGCCAAUGGGAGACAAGCCUGUGACUGAGCUUGCUGGAGUCGGAGAGGUUUUAGGAAAAAGAUUAGAAUCCGCAGGUUUUGACAGAGCAUAUGUAGUCCUAGGACAGUACUUAGUGUUAAAGAAAAAUAAGGAGUUAUUUCAAGAAUGGAUGAAAGAUGCUUGCUCGGCAAACGCAAAACAAUCCACAGAUUGCUAUCAAUGUCUCACUGAUUGGUGUGAAGAAUUUUUGUAAAGUAGUUAUGAUUUGAAUAAAUUCAACUUGAUUUUUUUAACCUGUAAGUGUUUGUAUGGGGAUUAGUUUGUAUGAUCCAAGCUGUCAAUUUGUUACUUAACAAAAAAUUUUUUAAAAUAUGGAUUUUAAUUUUUAACACUUGAAAAUAAUUAUUUUAUAUUUAAAACAAUUUAUAAUUAUGAAUAAAAUCAAAGUUUUACGUUAAAAAAAUUAUGCAAGCACUUAUGGGUUAAGAGAACAAAGAAUUAAAUAUAAAGUUAUAUAACAUACACAUAAAAUGAAUACAUACUUUAACAUUAUAUAUUUUUAUUAUAUCUUGCUUAUAACUUUGAACAGUAAACGUAAGGCGUAAGGUUUAUUUUUGCUAAGUAUUAAUAAUUAUCAUUAUCAUGUAAUAUUGUUUUUUACUGGGAAAAUUAGUGCGCAUUGAGUGUGCACUCACCGCUGGCAAUUGGACGUUUCGGUUCGCGCGAUGACAGUGCCAAUGAAAACGCCCAAUUACCUGCAGCGAGUGCACACCCAGUGCGUACUAGUUUUCCCAGUGAAAAGUGCUAUAAGUUACAUGUAGAAUUUAUUCAUUAAAACAACUAAAUUGAUUCAUAUUGCAUUUAUUUAGAAUAAUGGCUCCGACACACAAUUAUCUUCCGCGGCUGAUCAUAUCUUCUGCCGCGUGAAAGAAAAACAAAUUCUAUUUAACUUUAAUUGGCGUCAACUUCCGUCACCUGGCUUGCCGCUUUCUAUGUGCCGGAGCCAUAAAUUGUACGAUUAACAAUCAAAAAUUUCAAUAAAAUAUGCUAAUAAAUAAUGAACGAAGAAAAUUCGACAUUUUUGUUUUAUUAAGAUACACAUACAGAAAAGAUUGUUAUAUUUUUUCAUCAAAGUUACAAAAAAAUGUCAAUCAUAGACAUAAGAAUGUUGACAAAUCUAAAAAUGUAAUAUUAUAUAAUUAUGUAGACAAAAUGGAAAAUAAAAGCAAGAUUUAUUCUCUAAUAAUA
Messenger RNA from Solenopsis invicta (red fire ant), 1563 nucleotides. RefSeq names its product barrier-to-autointegration factor (gene baf). Gene Ontology annotation, molecular function: DNA binding. Lineage: Eukaryota; Metazoa; Arthropoda; Insecta; Hymenoptera; Formicidae. The coding region runs from base 296 to 568 and encodes 90 amino acids. The transcript has 3 exons. The record is from RefSeq and is a predicted model, not a curated record.